Molecule: messenger RNA, 1608 nt
Organism: Phialemonium atrogriseum
Lineage: Eukaryota; Fungi; Ascomycota; Sordariomycetes; Cephalothecales; Cephalothecaceae
Product: high-affinity nicotinic acid transporter
Exons: 8
Coding region: 136-1608 (490 amino acids)
Biological process (GO): transmembrane transport
Cellular component (GO): membrane
Molecular function (GO): transmembrane transporter activity
Source: RefSeq, a predicted model, not a curated record
CUCCUCUGUUCGCAACUCUCCCCUCUCCUCCCAUAUUUCCCCAUCUCCUUCUCAAUCUAGAACUGGCCUGUGAUUCGCUUUUCACGAGUUCAAAGACGCUGCCAUAUUGAGGAGGAGUAAACCCGAGCCGGCAAGAUGACGCAUGCCGAGAAAACCCCCCAGGAUGAUGACGUCCCGGCGAAGGAUCUCGGGGAUCUCGAAAGCACGCCGCAGCUCUAUACUGAUUCGGCGGAGUUCCAUGAGCGGGAGCGCAAGGUCGUUCGGAAGCUCGAUAUCUUCAUUGCCCCGCUCAUGGGAGCCUUCAACUUCAUCUCGUACAUAUGCCGAUCGAAUAUCGGCUUUGCUGCAACGCAGGGAAUGGGCAAGGACCUCAACCUUGUUGGGUCCGACUUGAAUGCUGCCGUGUCUGUGUUCUAUGUCCUAUAUCUCCUAUCAGAACUUCCGAUUUCGAUGGUCGCAAAGCGGUGGAAGUUCGAGCGUGUCUUGCCCACCCUGACUAUCUGCUUCGGCGCCAUUACGUUGGGCGGCGGCUUCGUCCAAUCUUACGGCGCGCUGGCAGCCACACGACUGCUCCUGGGCCUGUUUGAGGGAUGCAUGUUUCCUUGUGUUGCCCUGUUUGUCGCAAACUGGUACAAGCGCGAGGAGAUGGCCGUCCGCAUGGCCUUCCUUUUCGCUUCGACGGCCAUCGCUGGUGCCUUUGGAGGGCUCCUGGCGUAUGCCAUCUACAACAUGGACGGUGUGGCGAACAUUGCCGGCUGGCGCUGGAUCUACAUCAUUGAAGGCAUUAUCACCAUCGUGUUCGGGCUGGCGUGCUACUACCUGGUGCCGUCGUCGUUCGAAAACGCGUACUUCUUCAACAACGAAGAUAAGGAGAUCAUGCGCUACCGCGCCGAGCUGACGCACCAGUACAGCGGCGGCAGCGGGCACUUCAAGAUGCGCGACAUCUGGAUCGCAGUCAAGGAUCCCAAAACUUGGUGUCACGGCUGGAUCCAGUUCUGUGUGAUCACGCCUCUCUACGCAUUCAGCCAAUUCCUCCCAAUCAUUAUCGAAGACGGCCUCGGUUUCAACACGCUUCAGGCGCAAUACCUCACGAUUCCCGUGCAGCUUUGGGGGGCAAUCAUCUACAUGUUCAUUGCGUGGCUCUCGGACAAGUACCGGAAACGAUUUCUGUUUAUGGCAAUCUUUACUCCCAUCUGCGCGCUGGGGUACCUGCUCCAGCUUUGCCCGAUCCCUGCCGGCGCCCAGUACUUUGCCACGUUCCUCAUCACCGGCGGUGUUUACAUCAUUUCGGGGAACAAUCUGGCCUGGGCAUCGUCCAACGCGGCUCCUGACGGAAAGAGAGGCGCCACUGUGGGCAUCGUCUUGACCCUCACAGAUUUGGCUGGCGUCAUUGUGGGACAAAUCUACCCGGCCAAAGACGCGCCUAGGUAUACGCUCGGGAAUGCCUGGACGUUCAGUGUUGUCAUGGUUGGGCUGAUCCUCUUCUGCGUCGUUACGCGGAUCUACAAGAGUAGGAACGCGGCCAAGGAGAGGCGGGCAGCCGCCGGCGAGGUGGUGCCCCCUGAGGAGUGGGAUGACCGCGCUCCGGACUUUGUUUACCAGACGUAG